AUGCGGUGGGCCUUAGAGGCGGUGGCGGCCGCGACUGCGGAAGCGGCGGCGGUAGUCGGGUCGACGACCUACGACUGUAGGGGGCCCACCGCUGUCCUGGCACCCCCGGCGCCCGCGGCGCUACCUGCAGCGGCAGCAGCAGGCGGAUCGGGCUGCAGCAGGGGAUGGGGCAGCGCCUGGGGUGGCUGCAGGCGGUCCACGGCCACGGCCCCCGCGCCCCCGGCGCCCGCGGCCCUGCCUGCAGCGGCAGCAGAGGCCGGAUGGGCUGCAGCAGGGGAGGGGGCGGCGCCUGGAGCGGCUGCAGGGGCAUGCGACUGCGGCCCCCGCGCCUCCAGCGCACGCAGCCCCGGCGCCCGCCCCUGCAACGGCCACGGCAGCGCCGUCGGGCACAGGUUCGAGCAGGGCUAG
This is a messenger RNA of Panicum virgatum (switchgrass), 408 nucleotides long. RefSeq names its product cuticle protein 38-like. The record is from RefSeq and is a predicted model, not a curated record. Lineage: Eukaryota; Viridiplantae; Streptophyta; Magnoliopsida; Poales; Poaceae. The coding region runs from base 1 to 408 and encodes 135 amino acids. The transcript has a single exon.